AUGCUACAUAACUUCCAGUUCAAAACAAAAAGAUCAGAACCUAGAGAGUACCUAGUUACUUACGCAGAUGAAACAUGCAACUGGUUGGUGAGAGCAUCUAUGUACAGAAAUCAAGAUUUAUUCAAGGUACGAAAAUGCAAUCCAAAUCACACUUGCUCUGUUGAAAUUGUUUUGGAAGACCAUAGGCAAGCAAAAAGCAUCGUAGUUGGGGAAUUAAUAAAGAAUAAGUACAAGUCAAUCAAAAGAAAUUACACUCCAAAUGACAUCAUGAAUGAUAUGAAUGAUGACUUCAGAGUAACUAUGGGAUACACAAAAGCAUGGAGAUCAAGAGAGAAAGCUUUGCGUCUAGGUUGGAGAUACUUGAGGCCUAUAAUUGUUGUUGAUGGAACUUUCUUGAAAAAUGCACAUGGUGGUACCCUAUUUUCAGCAUCAACGUUAGAUUCAAACAACAACAUUUUCAUGUUGGCUUUUGGAAUAGCAGACUCUAAAAAUGAUAACUCAUGGCUUUGGUUCUUCUCCAAAGUGAGAGACACCUAUGGAGAACCCGAAGGACUGGCUAUAGUUUCUGACAGACAUAUGAGCAUAGACAAUGCAGUACAUAUGAUGUACCCAAAUGCUUUCCAUGGAGCUUGCAUGUUUCACUUACUCAAUAAUUUGAAAGGCAAAUAUGGGAGCCAUGGAGAAGAGCUACAAAUGAAAUUCAUUGCAGCAGCAAAAGCAUACACAAAGACAAAAUGUGAACACUACAUGAGAGGCCUUGAUAGAAUUGAUAGACGCAUUAGGCCCUAUUUAGAAAAAGCCAAGUAUGAAACUUGGGCAAGAUCAUACUCACCAACAAAAAGAUACACCAUGAUGACAUCCAACAUCACAGAAUCACUCAACGUUGCACUAAAAGCUGCAAGAAAUCUCCCCAUUGAUAUCUUGGUUGAAUGCCUUAGAAGUUUGGUUCAAAAGUGUGUUUGGAACAACUCAAAUAAUGCAAAUGGAACAUUCACAAAAGUCUCUACAGCAAUAGAGAAUGAAUUGAGACAUGACAUUGUUUCAAAAAUGAAGUAUGAGGUCUUGUCUUUCAACACAAUAGAAUACCAAGUUCGUGAUCAAAAGGGGAUAAAUUUCACAGUAAAUAUACAUGAUAGAACAUGUACUUGCAAUAGGUUCCAAGAAGAUGAAAUACCUUGUGGCCAUGCAGUAACCGUCAUUGCAAGGAGAAACUUGAGUGUGUAUGAUUAUUGUGAAAAAUUCUACAUAACAGAAACGUUGAAAGCAUUGUAUCAAGAAAAUGUUCAUCAUUUGCCCCAUAAAGAUGAAUGGAAUCUCCCACAACACUUGGACAUAAUAGUGCUGCCUCCAAAUGCAACAAUCCCUACAGGAAGACCAAAAAAGAAAAGAAUAAGAUCAAGAGGGGAACAUAAAGUAAUAAUCACCUGUGGGAAAUGUGCGCAACCAGGACAUAACAGGAAGACUUGCAGGAAUCCUCCAUUUGAGAAGCCAAACAAACAGAAAAAGCCAAAGACAUAG
Humulus lupulus (European hop) is the source of this 1518-nucleotide messenger RNA. RefSeq lists its product as uncharacterized. Gene Ontology annotation, molecular function: zinc ion binding. The transcript has 4 exons. The record is from RefSeq and is a predicted model, not a curated record. NCBI's taxonomy places the organism in Eukaryota, Viridiplantae, Streptophyta, Magnoliopsida, Rosales, Cannabaceae. Bases 1 to 1518 code for a protein of 505 amino acids.